CCUCGAUGCCCUAUGGGGGCACUACUGUAGGUCGGUCCCCGGGAGGACAUCGUUUGGCUAUGUCAUGCAGUGUGUAGAGCGCCCAGCAGGCGGCGCCCGUCCCCGCUCGUCCACUGUACACGGAGCGGCCUUCCAUGUAGAGGACGCUGGGGCUGUGGUGGCCGCCUCCCGCACCGCCUCGUCCCUGAGAAGGACUGGCAGAGCUGCGGAUGGUGUGGAGGAGGAGGAGGGCUCAGGCUGGAGGAGGAGGAGGUGACCGGAGCCGUGUUCUCAGCAGCAGCAGCAGGAAGGGGCUCUAACGGGCUGCAGUGAGAGGCAGUGCCAGCGCCCGCUCCUCGGAGGGUCUGGCAGGCUCAGCAGUGACCCCCAUCCUGCCCGUAACCUCCAGGGAAGCCAAUGUCCCAAUCCGUGCCAGCCGCAGAGCUGCUGUCAUUGUGUGUGCCCAGUCCCGGCACCAUCGGGAUGGAAGCAGCAGCGGGGGCACUGGCGGUGGGCAAGGCUGCUGGCUGGGACCUGGGCACACAGGUGCAGAUCCGGGUGGCCAUAGAAGCCGCGGAGGACGAUGAUCCGGAUGCUGCGGAUUACAGAGGGGGCCUGGAAGGAGGAAGCUGCAGCGAGGAUGACUUCAGCCGCAAUGACAAAUACAGUGGAGCUGCCACAAGUGGAGGGGAGAAUGAUGGGGAUGAGCUUGACCAGGACUGGAAGCCCCCCGACCCAGAACUUACCCAGAAACUUGUUGUUCAGAUAGAGUACUACCUCUCUGAUGAAAACUUGGAGAAAGAUGCCUUUCUAUUGAAACAUGUGAGAAGAAACAAGAUGGGAUUUGUCAGUGUUAAACUACUUACCUCAUUCAAAAAGGUAAAGCAUCUGACCCGUGACUGGAGGACCACUGCCUAUGCUUUAAGGUAUUCUGAAAUACUUGAAUUAAAUGAAGACAACAGGAAAGUAAGACGAAAAACUCCAGUUCCCGUUUUUCCUAGUGAGAACCUCCCCAGCAAAAUGCUCCUGGUGUAUGACCUCCACUUCAUUCCAGAGCUGCAAGGGUUAAAUAAAGAGCAAGAAAAUGGUGGCAUGCAAGAAAAGAUAAUGGAGCAGCUGCUAAAGAGUUUUGGAGCUUUUGGAAGCAUCUCCUCUAUACGUAUCUUGAAACCCGGUAGGGAUCUUCCCUCAGAUGUGAAAAGAUUUAGUAGUCGAUACAGUCAGGUUGGAACCAAGGAUUGUGCAAUAGUUGAAUUUGAGGAGGUGGAGGCUGCAAUAAAGGCACAUGAGACCCUCAAUGUUGAAAGUGACACCGAUGAUGGUAUAAAGGUUGUCCUAAUAGGCAUGAAGCCACCAAAGAAAAAGAUUCAGAAAGACCGAAGCAAAGAAGAAGACUCAAAGAAUCUGCGCAAAAAUAAGUCUCUCAAUAAAAGGGUUGAAGAGCUACAGUACAUAGGAGAUGAGUCUACAGGCUAUAGCACUUCAGAGCCAGAUAGCAAUCCUAACUCUCCAAUGGUAGGGCGAAAGAUCCAGUCAACCAAUAAGCUGAGCCCAUCUGCUUACCCAAAUAAUCAUCUGAGUCCAAAUGCUUCACCCAGAAAUAGCCCCUGGAGUAGUCCUUGUGGCCAACGUAAAGGGGUCAAGCAUUCCCCUCUUGCUGACAACAUGAGCCCUGAAAUUUCACGGAGGUCUACAGAGUACUCAUCAGAUAGCAGCAUCACACCAUCCAGUAGUCCUUGGGUUCAGAGGAGAAGACAAGCCCAAACAGUCACACAGGAAAAGAGCCCUGCAUGUAGUCCAAUGCUUGGAAGGAAGAUACAGAAUGCUGAUGGACUGCCGCCCGGAGUCCUGAGGCUUCCAAGAGGUCCUGAUGGUACAAAAGGAUUCCAUAAUGGAACGGAAAGGAAUAAGCUUGUGCAGAAUUUAUGAACUCCAUGUAACCUUAUGGGACUUGCAAUUAUACUUGUCAACACCAGCCACUAGUUUGCAAGAGGGUGCAUUCCAGUAUUCCAGGGCUGCAAAAAGCUUCUACCUGGGAAGAAAUGGAUUCAUAGAAAGACUGAUAAGAAGUCUGUAUUUAUUAUUUUUUAUCUGAUUUUUCAUGGGUACACAUACUUUGUACAGUGGCAGCAGUUUUGCUGCAUUAUAUUUUUAUUUGACUUUUUUUUUUUUUUUUUUUUUAGUUUUUGUUAAAUCCUUUUAAUUUCUAUGUCAAUCUUACUGGGUAUCUGAAGCAAUUGCGAUCCAUUGAUGCUUAUCUAAAUAUUAAGGCCAGGGACGCAACUGGUUGCAUAAUCUCCAAAACCUAUUGGCAACUAUUACUAGUUUAUCCAAUAGGACGUUGUCAAUCUUUCUGCGAUGCUCAUUGUACACCUCCAAAGACAGAUGUGUAUAAAGAAUGUAUAUUUUCCGUGCUGUGAAUUAAAUGACCUUCCAUACGCAUUGAAGCAUCUUGUCUUGA
Molecule: messenger RNA, 2440 nt
Organism: Hyla sarda
Lineage: Eukaryota; Metazoa; Chordata; Amphibia; Anura; Hylidae
Gene: LARP6
Product: La ribonucleoprotein 6, translational regulator
Exons: 3
Coding region: 397-1908 (503 amino acids)
Biological process (GO): RNA processing
Cellular component (GO): nucleus
Molecular function (GO): mRNA binding
Source: RefSeq, a predicted model, not a curated record